Messenger RNA from Botrytis sinoallii, 636 nucleotides. RefSeq lists its product as uncharacterized. NCBI's taxonomy places the organism in Eukaryota, Fungi, Ascomycota, Leotiomycetes, Helotiales, Sclerotiniaceae. The coding region runs from base 1 to 636 and encodes 211 amino acids. The record is from RefSeq and is a predicted model, not a curated record. The transcript has a single exon.
AUGGCGACUUUCAAAUCCAUCCACAAUCGCCUUCUCAAGAUUCCAGCCCCACUACUUCCACCUGCCUCACCCCACGAUCCAAUGCUUACCUCAGAAAUCGCCUCUCUUCAGCUUCAUCCAACUCUAGAGAUUGCUCUUCACCUUUUAAACCUUGGCUUGCCAUCAGCGCACUUCUUAGCUCGCCAUAUGCAGUCGGCGCCAGCAUACGAGGGCAUGUAUCUACAUGGAAUCCUGCAUCGAAUCGAAGGCGACUAUGACAAUUCAAGAGCAUGGUACAGUGAUGUCAAGGAGUCAGAAAUAUAUUCAAAACUUUGGGGAAAGGGUGGUCAGACUUGGAAAGCGUGGAAGGAGGAGCAUGGCAAUGAUGGCAACAGGGAGUCCUUAGAUAACGGCCAGAAGUUUCUGGAUGCUGUCCAAAAGUUCAAGGAGACGAAUGGAAAGGGAAGCGAGAAGGAGAAGGCAUCUCUCGAGAAACAAAGUAAGGAGGAACUGGAUGGUGUCAUCGAAUGGUGUGUGAAUAAGUUCGGCACAUGCAAGAUGAUUGAUGCUAGUUCCGCUUGGGUCAAACCUAGUGAUGAGAUCAGGGAAAUGGGCGAAGAUCAAGUCAGCGGAGACAGUGGAAGAAGAAAGUUUUGA